CAACCUGCAAAGUGUUCGUUCUAGUGCGAUCAGUAGUGCAAACAUUCAUAGUUCCGCCUGCUAACUGAAGAUUAAGCUACUCCAUUAAAAAUAAAAUUUGCUGUUUUGGCUCGAUGUUGUAAAGGCGCUGUAGUGAAGCCUUUGUGUUUAUUAGAAUGUACUGUAUUAGAUUUUCGCAAAGUACAAUGCAGAAACAUUUGAUUUUUACGCUGAACUGUGUUCUUUUGGCCUGCUCCACCGCGACUGAAUCAAGUCUGAACGAAAGCCUGGAAACCGAAUGUACUACCGAAGAGCGAAGUGUCGAACCGAUCGCCAUCAAUCCCGAACCAUAUAUCCCGGGCGGUUUCCGCACCGACCCGAUAAGCUCUUCGGAAUGCAGACAGCUCGCCAUGCGGAGAUUCAGAAGCAACAGUAUGUGCUUUCCCAUGUGGCCUUUUUCUGUGGCUGACUGCGGAGCGCCCAAAGUCCCGGAUUACCCUGUGACCUACGAUACGGUUCUUCAACUGAACUGCAUAUCCGACGAAAGCAGCAUUAUAGCUGCGGCUGUAUCGAAUAUAAGCCACAUAAGCCCCAGACGUGCUGUCAUCCUGGGGCUCAGCGACGGCAACGGUACCAUGAAUACAUUACAAGCCAGUAUCGUCGGAUCCAUUCGGCAGCAGUUAAUCGCCUUGGGCGUCGUCGGCGCGGCCACGCCCUACACCACCGCCAGGAUCUACCGCGUGGGAGAUUUAGUAAACCUAUUGCAACUCCAGAUAAGCUCUUCCUCGGGAUUGAUCGUCCACAAGCAGGAUUUUCAUCGGAUGCCGCGUAUCCGACAAAUUAGUUUCGAAUCAGCAAGCAUACGCUUCUUGGAGCCGUAUACCUUCACCACAUUACCGCACCUGCGCAGUUUAGUGCUGGAUGGCGGCAUCAGCUGGUAUUGGAUAGAUCGUAAUUACUUUAUGAAAAACGUGAAACCGUCUAUGGAUGAGGAUGAAGUGCGGCGAUUGCACUGCGAUUGUUCUUUCGCUUGGCUCAGGAAUUUUCUCAAGACCCAUGCGUAUCUCACGUCAUCGAAAGGGAAAGAAGAUGUCUUCAGUGUGGCGAGCUACAUAUCGCCAGAUACAAGCGGCCGUGGCAGUAAUUAUUCAGACAGUCUCAGUGUCGAUUGUAAAGGGAAUUUUACUCUGGAUAAUUUGCAAACUGGGACGGAAUUCUCCUAUAAUACUGGCUGCUACAAUCUGACGUGUUAAACUCUGAUCGACUUGCAUGUGUUCGCUUUUGAACCCUAAACGCAACACUUUACCGGCAAUCGACUUAUUCGUUUGAUCAACGAUUGAUAAAACGCUUUGUUGACUUUUUGACUAAAACCUAAAUCGUGUUCGUAUCAUAUUCGCAAGCCGAACAUAUUUGUAUCAGUUUAUCGCUAGG
Molecule: messenger RNA, 1410 nt
Organism: Paramacrobiotus metropolitanus
Lineage: Eukaryota; Metazoa; Tardigrada; Eutardigrada; Parachela; Macrobiotidae
Exons: 2
Coding region: 156-1232 (358 amino acids)
Source: RefSeq, a predicted model, not a curated record